UUACAAUGGUACAAUCCCGCUCUAUAUAAGUUCCUCCACCUUCAGCGGCUAUCUUUCCCCACGUCGUGGCACCCACCCUGUCUCUGCUUUUUCUUCUUCCGAGGGAUUACUCCUUCAGUAGGCGUUCUUUACGAAGCUGUUGGCUUUUGAGCGAAGAUGAAUCCCUGCAAUCUUCAACGGAACUCUGCCGUUUCUGCUUACGAGGAGAUGAGAGGGUUGAUCUCAAUCUCUGAUGGCGGCCCUGUGGUUUGCCCUAAGCCGAGACGAAAUAGGGUUCUUGCUAACAAUCCCGUCAGGCCCUUGAGAUUGCAUAUGAGUCAUCAAGCCGAGGUAAAUGAUUUAAAAGCUGGUGCAGAGCUUCUAGAUAUCAUCCUCAAGAAGGAUAUGGAGACAGAGCAAUCUGCACACGAGGUAGCAUCAUCACCCCCGUUUUUUUGUGGGUCGCCUCCAAGUAGGGCUGCGAACCCACUUGUGCACGAUGUUCGAUUUUGUGAUGAAACACUUGCAUCACUGCAAGUUCCAUCUCCGUCUCCAUCAUCAUCGGCACACAAAGUAGGGUGUGCUAGGAUGAAGUUUGGCCUUAAACAGCCCACAGUUAGAGUAGAAGGAUUCGAUUGCCUUAACAGGGAUCGCCAGAAUUCCAGAAUCCCUGCUAUGGCUUAGACACUUAAAUUAAAAUCAAAAGUGUAAAUACAAGGAAAGCUAGAUGCCACCACCCUCCACCGAUUCAGAAGCCGAAGCAAGAUUAACGAGGGAGGAUUUUUGGGUAAUUUUGAGAA
Hibiscus syriacus is the source of this 779-nucleotide messenger RNA. RefSeq lists its product as uncharacterized. The transcript is spliced from 4 exons. The record is from RefSeq and is a predicted model, not a curated record. NCBI's taxonomy places the organism in Eukaryota, Viridiplantae, Streptophyta, Magnoliopsida, Malvales, Malvaceae. The coding region runs from base 157 to 663 and encodes 168 amino acids.